Molecule: messenger RNA, 883 nt
Organism: Arachis ipaensis
Lineage: Eukaryota; Viridiplantae; Streptophyta; Magnoliopsida; Fabales; Fabaceae
Biological process (GO): root development; shoot system development
Source: RefSeq, a predicted model, not a curated record
AACAAACACCAUUGAGUUUCCUCCAAAAGAAAGGAAAAGAACAAUGGCAAGCAAAUUGCAUGUUCGAUCAAACAGUUUGCCAAAUGGAUCUCAUCCAUGCUCCUCAAGAGUGCAAGAGCAGUUGAACAACCUCAGGAACUUUGAAGCAACCUGCACAUCUGAGUCGGUUGUCAAAGGCUUGUCCUUGUUGGAAGAUAUAUACUUCUCCUUGGACAAUCUUCUCAAUGUCGGUUCAACCCAGAAGGCCAUUUCUGAUCAUCAAAGUGAGAAAUGCUUCCAAGAGAUCUUGGAUGGCUCAAUCAAAGUCUUGGAUGUGUGUGGCAUCGCAAGGGACACUGUCAUGCAGAUCAAGGAGAAUGUACAAUCCCUUCAUUCAUCUCUUAGAAGAAGAAAGGGAGACUCAUGCAUUGAAAAGAGCAUAGCCGAAUACAAUUCCUCCUCAAAGAAGACGAGGAAGAAUGUCAACAAGUUGAUCACAUCUUUGAAGCACCUACAAAGCAAAUAUGGAAUCUUAAAUCAGCAUCAAGAUCUUAGCAUUCUAAGCGAAGUGAUAGCAAUGAACAUGUGUGUCUUCCAAUGUCUGCUAUCAUUCUUGGGUGGUCCUUCAAAGUCAAAGGCAAGCAAAUGGAUGAACAAGUUGAUACAAAAGGGAGAAGUGAACUCAGAGAGUGGCAAUGAAUUGCAAUUGGUGGAUGCAGCUUUGAACACCCUCUUAAAUGAAGGUGCUAAAGGCUCCCGGAUUCAAGCUUCCAAUGAACAAUUAGAGGCUUUAGAGAUUGCUAUUGAAAGCAUUGAGAGUGGAUUGGAGAACUUAUUUAGGCGCAUGAUUAAGACUAGAACAUCCCUUUUGAACAUAUUAUCCCAGUAGAAUACACACUAUCUU